Messenger RNA from Folsomia candida, 1001 nucleotides. RefSeq lists its product as uncharacterized. Gene Ontology annotation, molecular function: iron ion binding; L-ascorbic acid binding; procollagen-proline 4-dioxygenase activity. Gene Ontology annotation, cellular component: endoplasmic reticulum. NCBI's taxonomy places the organism in Eukaryota, Metazoa, Arthropoda, Collembola, Entomobryomorpha, Isotomidae. Gene Ontology annotation, biological process: peptidyl-proline hydroxylation to 4-hydroxy-L-proline. The record is from RefSeq and is a predicted model, not a curated record. Bases 119 to 838 code for a protein of 239 amino acids. The transcript is spliced from 2 exons.
ACAUUUAUCUGAAUCAGUACCACUGAAGCUUCUCUACAUAUUUUGAUAAAAAAAAUUUCAAAUUUUUUUGAAAUCCCACCUAUAAAUUAAUAAUAAUAUUUUCCAAAUAAAUCUAACUAUGCAGUCGCACCAAAACACUUCCAUCCACUCCUUGCUCUCGCCCGAGUACACCGCAAAGUGCAAGGAGGGACAGGAUGGGACAAUUAAUUGCGUAAAUUUGGAUCUUCGCGAGUUAGGACUGAAUUAUAAAAUCGCAUACGUCUUGGAAAACGUGUUCUCACCGGAGGAAUGUGUUUCUUUAAUUAAUCGUUCCGAAGAGCUCGGUUAUGCUCCGGUUCUUAGUAAUUAUGGGGCCAGGAAGGGACAACGUGUGAGUCACAGAGAUUGUUACAGGGUUCUAGUAGAUGAUAAGGAAUUCGUGGAUAUCAUGAUGGAACGGAUGGGUCACCUACUCCCGUCAAGAUUCAAGCAGCAUAAACUCAUCGAGAUUAAUGAACGGUUACGAUUCAUGAGAUAUGUUCCCGGAGACAAAUUUAAGAAACACUAUGACGCCGCUUACACCCGUCCGGAUGGAAGUGCGACUACAUUUAUCACCCUGCAAACAUAUCUGAACGAUGUACCAAAGCAUGAUGGGGGUUCGACGAGGUUUCUCUCUACUAAAAGUUCCUCCCCCAAUAAGGUCCCCAAAUCCAUCGAAGUUCAACCAAAGGCUGGGUCUGUGCUAGUUUUUGAGCACAGACUCUGGCACGAGGGGAGUUUACUGACAUCCGGAAACAAAUACACUUUCCGGACCGAUGUUUUGUACCAAUUAAGGGAAGAUGAGAGGACAACAAGAUGAGUACAUUCUGCAAGCGAAAAUUCAAGUAAUCCAUCACUUAUCAGAGAAUUGUGCAGAUUUGUGCAAUUUGUAACUAUGCAGAUCUGAUGUGUAAUUUGACAAAAGUUUAUUCUGAAUUGAAUAGUAGAAAGUAGUUAAUAAAUUAUUAUAUUUAAAUACAUUA